AUGCAAAGACAAACUCUUGUCGGCUUACAAACAAAGUUAACUCUGACCGAUGUUCAAAUGAGACUCUUUCGCCAACCUCCGAAAGGACAGUUUCAAACAACUAUAAUCCAGCCCUGGUUUGUUCUGUAGCGUCUGAAUUGAGAACAAGAAACAAAUCAUGUGUGGCAUUCUGUUUUCUUUUCUCUCUAUUAUCUCUUCUUUUUCAUGCCACAUUCGUGCUUUUGCAUUCCCAUCUACCGCAAUAUGUCUUUUUUUAUUCUUUUUCAUUCCAACUAUUGGGCAUGCUCUAACAAACAAACUAGGGCUGAAUCCAGGAACAACCUUCUGCUGGCGGGAGUUUUUCAAGCUCCGAGGAACGACACCGAUGCCAGGAGUUAAAGUUCAAAUUCCAUGGCUUUUUACCACGAAAGGCCGAGAACACGCAGCAUCAUGGAAGAACGUUAGAAACACAACAGGCCAGGCCGACGAACCUGGAAUGUCGGCUGAGAGCUUGGCCGGAACUCGUCAACUUAUGGAGUCCAUGGCCUAUAGAUCGACUGGCCGGGCGGUCUCCGGUGUAUGCAUCGGCCAAUCCAUUUCCCUAAGCAGCUUGUGAAUCCCGACCAACGGGAUUGGCGGCGGUCCCAAGAUUGUCCCGGCACUGGGUCUUCCCCGCACCACCGAGGCUCCAGGGGCACUACGCCAGCCACGGCCCACUUGCUCCCCGAUGCGGCGCCGCAUGCUACACGAAUCACGAUGUGGGAUGGCUUGAAGCGUACGUGGGUAGCGGGUGUGUCUGCGACAGCAGGUGCCGAGAGCUAGACCCAGGGACAUCGCGGC
Parathielavia appendiculata is the source of this 819-nucleotide messenger RNA. RefSeq lists its product as uncharacterized. The transcript has 2 exons. NCBI's taxonomy places the organism in Eukaryota, Fungi, Ascomycota, Sordariomycetes, Sordariales, Chaetomiaceae. The coding region runs from base 158 to 595 and encodes 145 amino acids. The record is from RefSeq and is a predicted model, not a curated record.